UUCCAUCCUCUACGUUUCAUUGUUUUAAGGUAGAGAUUGACUAAAUUGGCAACAAUAGUUGAUUUAGUUUCUAGUAGUAAAGCUAAGUUGGCAGUCUCAGUUAUUGAAGGUUAAUAUGGCAGCCCCCGGACGAGUUGCACUGAAACAAGCAGUUGACAGGAACAGCCUGUUGUAUAAACUUAGGAGAUGGUGUUAUUAUAAAUCAUAUUUCCCUGAACUCGGUUUGAGGAAAGAUGACGUCCUUUUAGAGACACCCUACACUGGACCUAUCAUUCAGGAAGCUUUGAAGAGGAUACCAAAGGAAGAAUUUGAUGCUCGCAAUUUUCGUAUUCUUAGGGCCAAUCAGUUAUCCAUGAUGAAGACAGUUCUUCCCAAAGAUCAGUGGACAGUUUAUGAAGAGGAUGUGCCCUACCUCUGGCCCCAUAUUGAAGAAGUCAUGCGAGAAAAUGCGGAGAGACGGCAGUGGGAUUCAGCAUAGACAUAGUGCAGCCCUUUGUGAUAUUUGCCUUUUAGUAACAUUUUUUUUUGGUUAAUAUGUUAUCUUAUUACAUUAGAUUUUAUUUAUAUUUGAAUGCAGUAGCCAAAGUUAAGAAAUUAAGUAACACCUUUCAUUAUAACCAUACCUACUCAAUAAAAUAUAUCAGAUGACUGUUCAACUCA
This is a messenger RNA of Biomphalaria glabrata, 660 nucleotides long. RefSeq names its product cytochrome b-c1 complex subunit 7-like. Gene Ontology annotation, biological process: mitochondrial electron transport, ubiquinol to cytochrome c. The record is from RefSeq and is a predicted model, not a curated record. The coding region runs from base 116 to 478 and encodes 120 amino acids. NCBI's taxonomy places the organism in Eukaryota, Metazoa, Mollusca, Gastropoda, Planorbidae. The transcript has 4 exons.